AUGUUAAAACAUUUUGUGAAUCAUAUUAGAAAAAUCGAUCAAUUUGGUGUUGUCUAUUAGCCUAAGAUCAAAUACUCUACAAAUGAAUAUAAGACUGCUGUAGGUGGAAUAAUGUCAAUUAUUCUUUAUGGAUUGAGUUUUGGCUAUUUGUUAUAUAGCUUCAUUUAAUAUGGAUAGGGGAAUAUUCUUCCAAAAAUAACCACUAUACAAGUCAAAACAGACCAACAGAGUAUAUUUCUUGAGAAUGAAAUAAUGUCAUUCAAGAUCAGGCCCGGAUAAGAUAAUUUUAUAAAUCCAUUUAAUCCUUCAGCUCUGGUACUUUUGCCCUUGGUGCUUCCAUUUAAAAACAAUGAAAUACCCCCCAGUUAAUAUUUCAACUUUGAAUAAAUCUAAUUUUCAGAGGAAAAGAUUUCUAUACGAAAUUUAGAUUUGUAAUACGGUGAUCCCUCAUAAGAAGAGACAGAACAAAUAAUCGCAUUUGUAGGGUGUAAGUAAGUUAACUUACCUUCUCCAUUUGCUUGCGCUAAUCAAAGCAUCUAAGAUUAGUUCUUUGCUCAAUCAAGAAAUGCUAUGAUUGCUACUACUUAAGUAAAUUAAUUUAAUACCGACAGAAGAACUUUGGAUGAGGUAGGUAAGGAACAGGUUUUGGCAAUAGUGAACAAUUCCACAUACUUUUAAACUAUAAAUUUGAAUAUUUAAGAAUCGUAAGUAGAUACAGGUUUCUUAUUGGAAUAAAUUGAAAGCUAUGUUUAUGCUACUGAUUAUUAUUUAACUAAUUAACAAAUGGGUUAAGAGUAUUUUAGAACUACAUUUAAAUUUGAUGCUUACAUGGUAUUUUAGUUAAGAAUAAGCAAAUUGAGAUACUUGCAGAGUAUUCAAUAUCCAAAGAUAAGUGAAAUUUUGGCUGAUGCAGGUUCAAUUGGAUCCACUAUCCUUUUGCUGUCAUAUUUUGUAAUUCUAUGUAAUCAGAGCCUAAUGGAGAAGUAAUCAUUGGAUGAUAUCAUUUCAAUUUAUUACCCAUAGUAUAAGGAUUUGUAGAUUAAGUAGACAUUUUAUGGUUCGAUUAAGGAGGUUAUCUUUGAGGGUAAAUAAUAGGAUUUAGAGUAAUUCAAAUAAUAUCAGAAAGAACUGCAGGAGAGGGCUGAGAAGAAGUUGUCUAUGUUAAAUUUAGUGUAUGAGAUUUCAAGAUUGCAAUUUAUGAUUACAAAUAUUUUGAAGUCUAAGGAAUAAUUAAGGUAGAGUCACAAGAUAGGGAUUAAAUUGAAAUAAUUUGAGAUGUAAAAAUUGUUGAAUGAUGAAAAUUUGAAUGGAAAUUAAAUUAUACCUCAUUCAAAUUUGAACUGUUCUUCUUCUAAAUUAGCCAUUAUUGAUAGUCAAAGUGAUUCAUCCUAAAAUCUUAAGAAACCAUAACAACAACAAUAGAUUACAGUUGAGGAAUCUAGUGAUGAGAAUUAAUUAAACGAUGAGGAUUUUGAGAUUCUGAUUCAACCUAGUGAAUUGGAAGAAUGA
Paramecium tetraurelia is the source of this 1509-nucleotide messenger RNA. RefSeq lists its product as uncharacterized. NCBI's taxonomy places the organism in Eukaryota, Ciliophora, Oligohymenophorea, Peniculida, Parameciidae. The transcript has 3 exons. Gene Ontology annotation, biological process: centrosome duplication. Gene Ontology annotation, molecular function: zinc ion binding. The record is from RefSeq and is a predicted model, not a curated record.